AGAUCCGAUCGCCCGCCGCCCGAUCUGGGGGCGCGGGCUCGGAGGCUCGCCGUUGACGGGGUCCGCGGUGCGCCGAUUUUUUUUUUUUAGGGAUUUUUGGUGGUGUUUCGGUUGUAGGUUGGUGGUGUGGUCUUUUGCGUCGAGGCGUAGCGGUUGGUUUUGGAUCGGAUCUGCGCGAAUUGCGAUUGGGUUGACCGCUGUGGUUGGUUGGUUGCUGGCAUAGGUUGUGCGCGUUUCUCUGUUCCUAUGAGCAGUUUGGGGAGGAGGAAUCACCUUUGGAUAUAUAUUUUUUCCCUUUAAUUGUUUGCAAAUCGUUUGUGGCGUUUGUUUCUAGGAUGGGAGGCGAGACCUUAACCUAUAGGAACAGCAGAGGGAGUGAAACAGUGAGGGAUACCGAAUCUGGCUGAUGAACAAACUUUGGUGGUUGCCGGCGGAUGGGGGGAGUGAUUUCAUCCUGGCCCGCCAUGUACGCGCCACCAGCGCCUGUGGCUGCUUGCUUGUGGCAGGGCUCUUCCAUCCCUUGCAGCACAUGCAAGCUUCGGUGCCAAACAUGAACCAAGUGAGAGAGAUGUGUGCUGAUACGGAAGGUCUCUUUUGGCCCUUGGGGUGAAUGGGUGGAUGAAGCAGCGAGCUUCCUUGCUGUGCUUGGCACGGAUAACCUUGAUUGCGGCUGGAGGUUUCGUGGUGACCGUGGCAACGUCAAUUGCUUGGACGUGUGGAUGAAGUUUGACUGCGUGAAUUGGGUGUGCAUCUGGCUGAUUGCGGUUCCGGGCAUAGAUUGCUUUGCCUGUAUGCUGCUGGUUGCCUGCCUUGUUGUGGUGCUAUGUAAGCAAUCUUUACUUGUGGAUCAACCAAGAAGGCCAUGGCUUAGUGCUAUGAUUGCGUGAGACAGUUGAGUAACCAAAGGUUGCAGAGCUUGAGUUGUUUAUAGGGAGCACUCAAUAAGGAUGAGGUAGAGCUCUGGGUCCAGCACAAUUAAAUCUGCUCUUACAGAAGACCUGGGGUGCAGGUUGUUGGCUAACAAUCCCAUUGCUGCUCUGCAGUCCAUCGGUAGCAAUGGCACAGGAGAGCUGGAAACAAGAGUCCGAGGAGACUGGAGUCCAUGCGCCUGAGGCCCCAAUUCUGUGCAUAAACAACUGUGGUUUCUUUGGCAGCAGCAUGACGAACAAUAUGUGCUCGAAGUGUUACAGGGACUUCAUCAAGUUGAUGGAAGCCCCUGUGGUGGAGAAGAAGGUGAUCACGGCAGCAUCUUCUUCCGCGGUGCCACUGGAGACAGCAAAGCAUGAUGAUGCCCAUGCUGCUGCUGUGACUGAAGCUGUGGCAGAGAAGCAAGCAGAGCAGGAGCCCCCAAAGCCACCCAGCAACCGGUGCCUAACCUGCCGCAAGAAAGUUGGGCUUACUGGGUUCCAGUGCCGCUGUGGGGGCACCUUCUGCUCCACGCACCGCUACACCGACUCCCACCAGUGCACCUUCGACUACAAGAAGGUGGCACGGGAGCAGAUAGCCAAGCAGAACCCAGUUGUGAUGGCUGAGAAGAUCAACAAGAUUUGAUGCCUGGUCAUGAAGGGAUCGCUGAAUUCAUGCUUGGGUUCCUGAGUCCUCAAGAAGUUCCAAUCGAUAGGUUCCUUCAGGUGGUGGUCUGGGUUAGUGUGGUAGUAGGGGGUCUCAAUUGUGUCUAUCCUUCUCCUUUAAUCAUGGUUUCAUUCUCUCGAUUGUGUAAUAAUGUAAAUAUAUUCAAACUGUAAUUUAAUCCUAUUGCUUUCUACUACGUUGAUUGCUGGUUUUCUUA
This is a messenger RNA of Setaria italica (foxtail millet), 1789 nucleotides long. RefSeq names its product zinc finger A20 and AN1 domain-containing stress-associated protein 9. Lineage: Eukaryota; Viridiplantae; Streptophyta; Magnoliopsida; Poales; Poaceae. The transcript has 2 exons. The record is from RefSeq and is a predicted model, not a curated record. Gene Ontology annotation, molecular function: zinc ion binding; DNA binding. Bases 1057 to 1551 code for a protein of 164 amino acids.